Molecule: messenger RNA, 876 nt
Organism: Yamadazyma jaroonii
Lineage: Eukaryota; Fungi; Ascomycota; Pichiomycetes; Serinales; Debaryomycetaceae
Source: the annotation of a GenBank genome assembly
AUGUCUCAAACCACCGUUAUUGGAGAUGACAAGACAUCCAGGUUAAUGCAGAUGAGGGCUGCUCAAAAAAGACUCAAAGAUAAAAGGAAAACCGAACAAAAUAUGCUUUCUUCCGAAUUGGAAACUUUAAAAGCACAAAAUGAUUUGUUAGCUAAGGAAAACAAGCGUCUUCAAAGACACAUCAAUAGUAUAUUCGGAUUACUAAAUAAUGGUGUUACUUCUGGUCAACUAAAGAGUCUAGCUAGUGUCACAGACUAUAAAUUCGAAGAUGAAGACGAAGCUUAUAUACCAUUACAUGAACUUUUAGAACUUAAUGGAUAUAAUAGGUUUAAGAAUUUGUUUGAUGGUGAGAAUAAUUUUGUUUUAAAGACCCUAUGUUUCAAAUCUAUUCAUUUGCAUAACAGAGCAUUCGCAAACUAUGAACCCAGCAAGUUUUUCACUUUCAUGUAUAAACAAAUGCCAAAAUACGGGUUAUCUUUGGUAGGGAAUUUCUUCAGGGACAUUCAAAAAGUUUACCAUGAAAAUCUUGUUCCUAAAUGUUGGUUUUAUCCUCGUGAUCAAAUGGAUAUCCCAUCUUACACAUUAUCAACUCCAGAGAUCAUCCAGGAGAUCAUUGAUAAAUUUGAUCCAGAUUCAAUGAAUCUCGAAGUUCUAAUAUCAUUCUUAGGUAGAGAAUCUUUUGUUACUGAUUAUGGUUUGGCAGUCCGUAGAGAGGAUCUUGAAAAUUGCUUUGAAAUUAGUUCAAUCUCGAAAUUCGGUGAAGCUUAUACUUUAGACUGCCUGAAUGCAGAUGCUUGUUUAGCUGCGGUUUUGAAAAACAUGAAACAAUCUACUGCUGCAACAGGAUACCUUCUUGACUCUCAAAAAAAAGUUUAG